Messenger RNA from Penicillium manginii, 588 nucleotides. RefSeq lists its product as uncharacterized. Lineage: Eukaryota; Fungi; Ascomycota; Eurotiomycetes; Eurotiales; Aspergillaceae. The record is from RefSeq and is a predicted model, not a curated record. The transcript has a single exon. Bases 1 to 588 code for a protein of 195 amino acids.
AUGACCAAGGCCAGCGAGGAAGAGAUCAGAUGUUAUAGCAGCUUGGUUGGUGAGAUGUCCUGGCAAGGUGUCUCCUUGAAAGUCAGAUGUGACAGACUCCGGGGUCAAGGAAAGAAUCAGAAAAAAUGCCCGGUGUGCAUGAUGAAACAUGAGUCAUAUGUACAGGCUGUUCCGUUGAACAAAUCAGUCCUUGGCCUAGCAGUGUAUGUUCUGCGUGAGGCAUACCACACUUAUAUCACUGGAGUUGGUCUGCUGGAAAGGGAGUUUGGUGAGCCAAACUUGAUUUUAGGGUACCGGAUACCGGAUCAAUAUGUUCUAAUAAACAUUCAUGGGAAGCAGCUCAUGGGGUUCAACCUGAUUGCUGGGGAUUAUGCAAUCUACGCAUUACAGGCAGUCUUCAAAGGAGGCUCUAGCAGAUGGGCGGGAAACCAAGAUGGUUCUAAGAGAUGCCAGUGGAUUACUGACCGACAUACUGUAUGGAACACUCACCGCGAUACGCCAAGGUUAGUGCGCCUCGCCACGGAGAAGGGUGUCCAGGCACUUUCCGGAAAGCUGGAUGUGAGUCAACCCUCUUCUACGACAAAAUGA